AUGGUCCGUUCUUUUGUUGGAGGGCUCGAGUUGAUUGUUAGCCUUCUCAAAUCAAACAACCUUGAGGUUUUGGCUUCCGUGUGUGCAGCAAUUGCAAAAAUUGCCAACGAUGAAGAAAAUUUAGCUGUUAUCACAGACCAUGGGGUUGUCUCCCUGCUAGCCCGUCUAACCGACACGGUGGGUACGAUUUCUAGUGCUUAA
Protopolystoma xenopodis is the source of this 201-nucleotide messenger RNA. The record is from the annotation of a GenBank genome assembly. Lineage: Eukaryota; Metazoa; Platyhelminthes; Monogenea; Polystomatidea; Polystomatidae.